AAUUCGAAUUAAAAAAGUUAACCAACCAACUUCCUAAUUUGCCGGCUCUGGAUACUCCUACUAAUGAGGAAGGCAACCAAGUAAUUGACAGUACUGAAUAUCAACACACCAUUCAGCACAAUUUAACCCACGAAACAAUAUUAAAAAAAUUAAAAUUAAUUGACGAGGAAAAAAGUAUUCUCCUCUCUGGUAGCAAGUUCGCAGUUUACCAAGAUUUCGGCAGUCAAUUAUUACAUGCUCUUAUUAAUUUUAUGAGAGCCGAAAAUAGUAAGCGGGGCUAUCGUUUGUUUGACACCCCUUAUUUAGUCAAGGCCCAUAAUCUUUAUAAUACCGGGCAAUUUCACAAGUUCCAAGAUAAUCUUUAUAAAUUGGAGGAGAGUGAGUUUUAUCUCCUACCCACGGCCGAAGUUAGUUUAGUUAAUCUUUACCAGAGUCAAAUAUUAACCGAAGAAGAAUUACCUUUGAAUUUGUGUGCCUAUAGUCCCUGUUUUCGGGCUGAAAGAAUGGCAGCCGGUCAGGAGAAUAAAGGUUUAAUUCGGCUCCACCAAUUUCAUAAAGUUGAAUUAGUGAAAAUAGUUAAGCCUGAGCAUUCCUAUGCCGAAUUGGAAAAAUUGUUAACUGACGCUCGCAAUAUUCUCCAUUUACUAAAAAUUCCCCACCGCGUAAUUGAACUUUGCUGCUCCGAAUUAGGUUUUACAGCAGCCAAAACUUAUGACAUUGAAGUCUGGUUGCCAACUAGCCAAAAAUGGUUAGAAAUCUCCUCAUGUAGUAAUUGUGAAGACUUUCAAAGUCGUCGGUCCCAAAUUCGGGUUAGAAAAGAAAAUCAAAAAUACUAUCCUCACACUCUUAAUGGUUCGGCUUUGGCUAUCGACCGCUUAAUUCUUGCUCUUUGCGAAUAUUAUUAUGAUAAGAAAGCAGACUGCUUGAUUAUUCCUUAUGCUCUUAAAAAAUAUCUCAACUUCCAAUCUCGUAGCCAGGAUAGUUAA
Molecule: messenger RNA, 986 nt
Organism: Racocetra persica
Lineage: Eukaryota; Fungi; Glomeromycota; Glomeromycetes; Diversisporales; Gigasporaceae
Source: the annotation of a GenBank genome assembly